This is a messenger RNA of Echinococcus granulosus, 3213 nucleotides long. Its product is annotated as Gamma-tubulin complex component 2. The transcript has 19 exons. Gene Ontology annotation, molecular function: gamma-tubulin binding; microtubule minus-end binding. The coding region runs from base 1 to 3213 and encodes 1070 amino acids. Gene Ontology annotation, cellular component: spindle pole; equatorial microtubule organizing center; gamma-tubulin small complex. Gene Ontology annotation, biological process: spindle assembly; microtubule nucleation; cytoplasmic microtubule organization. The record is from RefSeq and is a predicted model, not a curated record. Lineage: Eukaryota; Metazoa; Platyhelminthes; Cestoda; Cyclophyllidea; Taeniidae.
AUGGACGCUGUAAAGAGUGCAAUUUUACAUGAUACAAAUGAGCUCUUACAGGCUAUCUAUGGUCAGCCCGUUGAUCGAGCCAUAGUCAAUACUUAUGCCGACCAACUAAUAAAAACGAUUACACCUCGUUCGAGCUCACAGAAGAAUGUUGAACAAGCGAAGAAAGUACUUCUUGACGGCAAUCCUGGUGGAAAGGCAUUUCUAGCGAAGUAUAAUGAACUUAAACUGAAGAAUAUUCGAGAAUUGGAUCCUCUUGUUUAUCUUCUUGGAAAAAUUAAAUGCGACCCUGAGCUACUGAGAUUGCUCCAUAAUUCAGACAAAGAAUGUAACGAUAUCUCUGACGGUUCUGAUUACGAGUCUUUUGAUCAACUGCAAAUGCGUAUUCAAAACAGCAAUACUAAUGCGAUUUUGGGUCCUCUGCGUCCUGGAGAUUUUACCGGCCUUGAAACGGAUGAGAAUCUCCAACAAUUUCAUGAAAAUCUUGGGUCCGUCAGAGAUCCCCAGCAGCUUCCUCACUACUACGCCACUUAUGCUACUGCCGAUAGGACUGAGGUGACCAAGUCGACACUGAAGCCUAAAGAGAGUGGCUCAGAGUAUCGUAAGGCUUUGCGUCAAUUUCCACAGUGGAUGUACGAAGUGUUCUACCUAUCAUCAGAUUUUCUUCCGGAAAAUCUUUUCACGUCAAAGACACCUUCGAUUCUUCCACUUGAAACGUUACCGUUAAAUGUUCAAGAGAAGCUCAUUGUGCAGGAUCUCUUAGCUUGUUUGCAGGGCAGUGACGGGGUUUACGUUAAAGCCCUCAAGAUAAAAGAUCCUCACGCGGUUCGGAACUUCGCGAUUGAUGAAAAAAUGCGAACUAAAAUGAGCUGCUCUCUUGCAGAUCCGUCUCUUGUGGACACGGUGAACAAAGUUGUUCCCAUGAUUUCGCAAUAUUCACUCAUUGUCCGGUUUAUUGAGGAAAAGUCGCGCUACGAAUACGGCCGCGUGAAUCAGGCGUUGUGCGAGGCGAUGGAGCAGUUUUUGCAAGAGUACUGGAAGCUCCUCUGUCAACUUGAGGCUCAGUACCGUGCCAAUCAAUUGGGUAUUUCACGUCUUCUCCUACUUUUAAAGGAGACUAGUCAUCUCUUCAGUCAGCUUGCCCAAUUGGCGACGAACAUCAACACUGGUGGUUGUGUGGGCGGUGCCACGCUAUCCCUCCUCUACGAGGGUCUCCGCGGUCAGGUCUCGGUGAUAAGUCGUGUUCACGACUGCCUGCUCUACCUUCUGCGCUCCGCUUGCCGACCCUUCUUCGACUCUUUAAGCUUCUGGCUUUAUCGCGGUUUCCUCCGACCUGACGAUGCCGAGAGGGGUGAGUUCUUCAUCGUAAAGUCCUCAGCCCUGCCACUACCGAGCCAGGAGAACGAUGCGGCUCGGGAUUACAUCAACUCAGCCUACUAUUGGGAACGCAGCUACUCCAUUUUAUCCACUCAAUUGCCGGGUUUUUUGGAAUCGCGUGCGGAGAAAGUUUUGGCUACCGGGAAGUAUCUCAACGUGGUGCAGCAGUGCGACAGUUCGCUACAGUUGGCUGAACCGGAGGACCUGGUCUUCAGUGAAACGGAAAAUGAUUUUCUUACAAAAAUUGACAGAGCCCAUGCAUUUGCUAGCCGCACUCUGUUGGAUUUCAUCCUCAAGCAAAAAGAUCUCAAAGGCAUUCUCAAAUCUAUCAAACGUUAUUUUCUACUGGACCAAGGUGAUUUCAUUGUUCAUUUUAUGGACACUGCUGCCGCUGAACUGAAGAAACCGAUAUCCCAAGUUUCAAUCAGCGGGCUCAAUUCUCUCCUUGAGUGGGUGCUGCAGACCAGCUCAGCCGCCUGUGACCCCUACAAAGACAACCUCAAGGUGGUGAGCACAAAUUGUGACUUGAUCACACAAAUGCUGACACUUCAUGUCGCUGCCGAUGGUAGCAAUGUUGACACCAUAAUUGACAUGGAUCCAAGCGCGUUGGAGGCCCUCUCGUUGGACUACAAGGUGGAGUGGCCGACAGCCCUGGUCAUAAAUCGUCCCGUCAUCGAUCGUUACCAGAUGCUCUUUCGACACCUCUUCUACUGCCGUCACGUGGAGCGUCAUCUUUCCACGUCCUGGGCUAUGCGGAAGGCGGUUCGUCGGGCGACGGCUGCGGGUGCCCUUGCUUUCAAUAACGCCUUCAUUCUCGGCCAGCGGAUGCUCACUUACAUCCAGAAUCUCCAGUAUUACAUGACCUUCGAGGUGCUUGAACCCAAUUGGCACAGCUUCUUCCAAUUCCUCAACAAGGCGGACAACUUGGACGAGGUGUUGAAGGCGCACGAGCGAUGCCUGGAGAUCUGUAUGGACGACUGUCUACUCACAUCACCGGAUUUACUGGCACUGGUGGGCAAGUUGAACGCCGUAUGCAUCCAGUUCGCCAACUGCCUCAAUCGCCUGGCUGACGCGAGUCUGGAUGACACUCUGGACAGCGUACCGAUGAGCACCGCUGCCUCGAUGCACCACCGACGCGGGGUUACUACCGACACCGGUGUAGCGGGCGCCGUUUCCGCCUCGCCUUCUUUCACCAACCUUGCACUCACCUCCGCACCUGCGCUGCCCCGCGGUGACCGAUGGCGUUGCGGCUCCAUGGCCAGCAGCGAUGGGGGCAGUCUCUUCAAAGCCGGAGAUACCACCACCUCCUCCUCUCUUGCUGGCUCCUCUCUUGAUAUGCGCAGGCGGGUUGCAGCCUCGGAUCUGGGGAGCAUUGGCUCGAACGAGCGUUUCGCCAUUGCGGUGGAAGACUUUGGCCUCAAGUUCAACAGCCUCAUUGUCGAUUUGCUUGUCAAAAUUCGUCGACCGGUGGAUCGUGAAAGGGACAAAUUGCUCAGUCUUGCUGCCAGACUGGAUUUCAACGGUUUCUACACACGCUACAGUCUGGACGCAGUGACUCGUGGUAGUGCUGUCGAUGGCAGCCUCGGAAGCGGAAGUGGUCUUGGUAGUCUCCCGCGACCGUCAAGCUCGAUGGGCAGUUUGGCGACACUAGAGGGUCUCUCCACUGCGCCACCUCGUCGUCUCACUGCAGCGGGGGACGAGGAGAGUGCUCCGCCGCUCGCCACCCCCCAACGACCACGUAAAUCGGCGAUACCACCACCUCCGCAGCCCCGCGACCGACGCCACACCACGGCUCAUCACCUCCCUCCUGCUCCCACCUCCACAAUGAGUGAAUACUGA